Messenger RNA from Gaeumannomyces tritici R3-111a-1, 2382 nucleotides. RefSeq lists its product as hypothetical. The transcript has 2 exons. Gene Ontology annotation, cellular component: membrane. The record is from RefSeq and is a predicted model, not a curated record. Gene Ontology annotation, molecular function: magnesium ion transmembrane transporter activity. Gene Ontology annotation, biological process: magnesium ion transport. Lineage: Eukaryota; Fungi; Ascomycota; Sordariomycetes; Magnaporthales; Magnaporthaceae. The coding region runs from base 1 to 2382 and encodes 793 amino acids.
AUGCCACCUCCGCCAUUAUCGAUACCGCCACACAACCUCCAGCCGCCAGACGGACGCUCCUUGCUGCUGGCAACAGAGGCCGUCGCGAGGGCAGCCCUGGCGGCGCACUCGUGGGCCGCCGCCACCAAUUCCACGCGGCCAGGCGGCAGCGGGGACGGCGGCGGCGAUGACUCUGGCAAGGAGCUGCAGAACUGGUCGUCCAUCAUCGGCAUCGUGACUGCCAUCGUCGGCAACGUGCUGAUCGCCCUCGCCCUCAACGUCCAGCGCUAUGCCCACAUAAGCCUACACCGGAAGAGGCUCGAGGUGCGCGAGCGCGCCAGGCAGGCCCUGCGGAACGCCGCAAAGAGCGGCCAGAACGGCUCUGGCGCCCGAGCGUACGGCGCACUGGGCACAGGGUUGGACGGCCAUGCCCCAGGCACUGGCGGACGAGCCCAGCAUACCGAGAACGGGCAGGAUGACGACACAGAAAACCACAUGCCGCUCGAGUCGGAUCCGCUGGCCCAAAGCAUCCAGUCGACCGGCUCGUCCUCGCCCGCCAGCGACGACGAUGACGAUAUCGAGUCCACCAACUACCUCCAAUCGCCGUCGUGGUGGCUGGGCCAGGUGCUGAUCACGGUGGGCGAGAUGGGCAACUUCCUUGCCUACGGCUUCGCCCCCGCGUCCAUCGUAUCGCCGUUGGGCGUGGUGGCGCUCGUGUCCAACUGCGUCAUCGCGCCCAUCUUCUUCAAGGAGGUGUUCCGCCCGCGCGACUUCUGGGGUGUCGUCGUCGCCGUCGCCGGCGCCAUCACGGUUGUCAUGAGCGCCAACACGGAGGAAACAAAACUCGCGCCCCACGACGUUUGGAACGCCAUCAGUACGUUCGAAUUCAAGAUAUACAUGGCAGUUUCGUGCUCCCUAAUCGUUCUGCUCAUGUGGGCGAGCCCGAGGUAUGGGCACCGCUCCAUCCUCGUCGACCUAGGCCUGGUGGGCUUAUUCGGUGCCUACACGGCUUUGGCCACCAAGGGCGUCUCGUCGAUGCUUUCAUCCACCCUCCUGGGCGCCUUCACCACCCCUGUGACGUAUGUGCUCCUUUUUGUCCUCUUGGGCACCGCCGUGAUGCAGGUGCGCUACGUGAACAAGGCACUCCAGCGCUUCGACUCGACCCAAGUCAUCCCUAUCCAGUUCGUCAUAUUCACGCUCUCGGUCAUCAUCGGGAGCGCUGUCCUGUACCGGGACUUUGAAAAAACCACAGGCGAUCAAGCUAUCACGUUUGUCGGCGGCUGCCUGCUCACAUUCUUCGGCGUGGUUUUGAUCACGAGCGGCCGUGCGUCGCAGCAUGAGGAUGAGGAGGGCCUAUCGGACGUCGAAGGUAUCGAGGAGACUAUCGGUCUCGACGACCAGGGCCCUGUAGGCGGCUCCAGUAGCGUGCAAAGUUACCAAUCCCAGCAGCCGAACACAGCGGCACCGGCGGGUGAUGGCACCCCCUCAAGACGAUCAUCACGCGUCAGCUUUUUGGACGCUUCUGGGAAGCCCACCUCUAUCCUUGCGAACAGAGGCAUCCCGUCAUUACGGAUACCGCAGCCCCCAAAACCUCCAAUGGGUACUGACGGCACGAUGGGUGUGGGCGAAGACACACCGCUGCUGGGGGAAAACCCCUGGAUACAAUCCCCCAUCGCGCACUCAGCGCUGGGUAUAAUGGAUGCUGGCCUUGACAACGAGGGUCGCCAGCGACGUACCUUCUCGACGGACUCGGUCGACGACGCAUUCCGGCCGGGCGGCGGCCGGGCAGUGGCCUCGGCGCCGACAUCGACCCUACCCACCCCACACGACGACGGGGACCCCUUUGAUCUGUGUUCGCUGACCUACAUGGCCUCGACCGGCACGUCUUAUCCCGACAACCCUACCACCCCGCGCCCUCCCACGGCGCGGCCUCAGUCGCAUCACUUCUCGGGCCCCAUCUUCUCCCCUUCGCCGCUGUCGUCGACAGUAAGCGCCGUGGUGGCCGACACUCUUCUUCUCCGGGACCUGGAGAGCCCUUCUUCCUCGACGAGGAGACUUGGUCUGAGACGCAGCCGGCCGAGUCUCCGGUCGAGCCUCUUUAUGCCACACGACGAGGCCUUGUCCCCAGCCAGGACCGACCUCGCCCCCUGGACCCCUCCCGACAGCAGGGCCAGGCUCGAAGGGGUUGGUUUUGAUGGCGGUGGCCCAUCGUCCCCUGGCGACCAUGAUGACGAAAUGUCUGGCGAGGGUGGCCUCAGGGGCCGCGCUCGCAGCUUGAGCCUGACCUUGGGCGAGCUGUUUGGGUCGAGGAACAAUAGGCGGCGAAGGGACAGCGGGCCUGACGACGAGCAGGCGGGCCUGUUGGCGACGGCUCAGGGUUCCGGGAGCACAAGCGCACUCUGA